CUGCAAGAACAACUGAACAACUUUGCAGCAGAAAGGAGGCACAUGGAGAUGAAGCUUUCACUGAAAGUGCACUGGUACCUGGUGUGGUACCUGCUGCUCCCAACAGCCUCAGUGGUCACAUCUGGGGAUUUAAAAGUAGUAGACUGACUGCGUUCUGUUCGUGAUGCUGGGGAGAGGGAAACUGUUAAUUGUUAGCUUAAUGAAAAGCUUACAGUAUUCCUGAGGUCUUUUCGAGACUUUUUAUGGUAAGUGAUUGUGUCUUAUUUUAAGGUAUACGUGGCUUGUCAGUCCAUGCUUAUUGUGCUUGUGGGAGCUGUGCCCGAGUAUCGUAUAGACCAAGAAGGAGUUGCAGCAAGCAGAGCUGAUUUGGCCAGGCAUAUCCAUUUUGUCGACAACUUCACAUCUAUAGUAACUGAGUGGUACCUAAUCGAACAAGAAGCCUACAAAGUAAGCCUUGCAUCUUCCCUAUUUUUUGCUGGAUUGCUUAUUGGAAAUAUCACAUUUGGCCCUUUGUCAGAUAAACUGGGCAGAAAACCAGUGUAUAUCUCAGGUCUAUUUUUUGAUGUCGUUUUUGGGUAUGUCACAGCAUUAGCGCCGAAUUAUGACGUAUUUGCAGUUUCACGUUUCUUUGUUGGAAUUGUGAAUGGUGGAACGGCUCUUGUGUCUUUUGUCCUAACACAAGAAUAUGUAGGAAAAUCAUUUUGGUCAUUUACAGGUUCGUUAACUAAUUUGACAUUUGCUGUUGGCAUUGCUGUUUAUGCUUUACUGGGUUACUGUAUACGACAGUGGCGCUACCUUGCCUUGGUAUCCAACAGUCCAGGAGUCAUCUUCCUCCUUCUGUCUUUUACGCUCCCAGAAUCACCACGAUGGCUGUAUUCCCAAGGGAAAACGGCAGCCGCUGAAGAUGUGUUGCAAUAUAUUGCCCUUGGUAAUGGAAAAGAGAGAUUAACUCUAAAAUUAAAACCAACUGCAGGAACUUUGAGAAAGGAUGAAUUGGCACCUGGCAUCCUGAACUUAAUAAAACACCCAGUCCUUCGGUGGCAGACCGUCGUACUUAUGUACAUCUGGUAUGUCUGCAGCUUUGUGUACUAUGGACUAACUUUAAAUGCUGGUGAAUUAGGAGGAAAUCUGUAUUUAAAUGUGGCUCUUUCUGGUCUUGCAGAAGUUCCAGCAUUUCCUCUCUGCAUGUUUUUUAUUGAGAAAUCCUGGUCUGGGAGACGUAAAACUAUGACAUGUUUUCUGGUGUUUGCAGGAUUUGCCUGUAUAUUGACCAUGUUUUUACCAACAAACACUGGUCUGCUCCUCAGUCCCACUUUGUUAGCUUUAUGUGGAAAAAUGAUGGUCAGCGCCGCUUUCAACAUCGUGUAUAUUUAUACAUCUGAACUGUACCCAACAGUACUGAGAAAUGCUGGCUUGGGUGUCUGUUCCAUGUCUUGCAGAUUUGCAGGCGUUUUGGCUCCAUUUGUGCCAUCUAUGAAAUCUCUUAGUCCUUCUGUACCAUUCAUGGUGUUUGGAAUCAGUGGACUCUCCGCGGGAUUCCUGACUCUCCUUCUGCCAGAAACACUAAAUAAGCCAAUUGCCGAGACCAUCGAAGAUCUCCAGAGUUCCAAAUACCAAGUGCUUAAAACUGAAGACGAAGAGUAAAACAGUUAGAAGAAAACACGUUUCAGAAGGCCUGUCUGUGGUGGAAAUUGAAGACUCACCGAGAAGGUGCAAUAACAAUUGAAGGGCAGAUUCUUGCUGUAUGUAUUUCGCAGGAAAUGUUGGAGGACUCAUGUAUAACGCUGUUUGUAGCAUGUUGAACAGUUUUAUCUGGAGGCAGAUUGAGAAGGUGGAAGAAGUUGAUCAAAGCUUGUGAGAAAAGAGGUGACAAAUCUCUGCCUUAAUUUAAUGACUUAACAAGAGCAUACUUUGGAUGUUUGGACUUCUCUGUGACUUCUUAAAGUGAAGUAUUAAUUUAUUUUACAAAAUGUAAUUGCUAGCUUCAGAUUAAGCUGUAAUGUUGUAAUUGAAGUAACGUAUAUAAUUUAAAAUUUAGAUGGCUCUAUAUAUUCAGGCAAGCUGUAAUUGUGAAAAGUAACAGCAUCCUGUAUAUGCAAGUUUUCUCUAGAGGGUUUUUUGCCUCUAAAUUAUGGUAUACCUCACAGUGUGAAGAGACCAAAGAUUUUUUUGAGUUGUUGGCCUUAUUAUGUCUAGCAUAAGAAACCUGAACAGGAGAUCUGAAAGGAGAAUAAAUGAGUUCUAUUGUAGGAGUAAGUAAUUUCUUAAUACAGUUGUACGUGAACAGAUACAUCAAGUUACAAAUAAUAUGGUGUUGGAAAAAUGAUGUCAGGCCUUUAGGAGGUACAUUUAAAGGAGAGGAUGAGUAACCUUUUAGACAAAGGUUAUUAAGUUCUAGCUGUACAUGUGGAACUAGAAAUUAUUGAACACCAGUCAUCUGUUGUAUAAUAUAUGUAAGAGUAUAUAAUCCAGUACAUUUCCACACAAAUUGGAAAUUGUUCUUGUGAGGGGUGACAUGUGUGUUUGGUUAACAGUUAAUAUAUUUAUGUUGGAAGAGAUGCAUCACAAAUGUUACAGUUUUCUGAUGGCCAAUACAAUUUUGUUAUUAAAAAGAAAAUUACU
Athene cunicularia (burrowing owl) is the source of this 2622-nucleotide messenger RNA. RefSeq names its product solute carrier family 22 member 15-like. The record is from RefSeq and is a predicted model, not a curated record. Gene Ontology annotation, biological process: transmembrane transport. The coding region runs from base 292 to 1644 and encodes 450 amino acids. Gene Ontology annotation, cellular component: membrane. Gene Ontology annotation, molecular function: transmembrane transporter activity. The transcript is spliced from 12 exons. Lineage: Eukaryota; Metazoa; Chordata; Aves; Strigiformes; Strigidae.